AUGCUUCUUCUACCUCUUCUAUUGCUAGUGGUUAUCCUCCCAGGUGGUGACAAUAAGGACAUGUUCCAGUGGCCCACCUCCUACCAUAUCAUCCCUAUUUGGACCUUUGCCAACAGCUCCUGGGCUCAAAACCAAGGCUCAGGCUGGUUGGAUGAUUUGCAAAUUCAAGGCUGGGACUCUGACUUGGGCACUACCAUUUUCCUGAAGUCCUGGUCCAAGGGGAACUUUAGUGAUGAGGAGAUGACUGAGCUGCAGGACCCAUUCGGAGUCUACUUCAUUGGAUUCACUCGGGUUGUGCAGGACCAUGUCAGCGAGUUCCAGGUGGAAUACCCCUUUGUGAUCCAGGUCAUAGCAGGCUGUGAGCUGCAUUCUGGGGAGGCCAUAGGAAGCUCUUUGAGAGGAGCUUUAGGAGGACUGGAUUUUGUGAGGAUCCAGAAUGAUUCCUGUGUACCUGCACCAAACAGCGGCAGCAGGGGGCAGAAGUUUUGUGCACUCAUGACUCAGUAUCAAGGCACCUCCAAUAUCAUUGAGAGGCUCCUCUCAGAAACCUGUCCUCGAUAUCUCCUGGGUGUCCUCGAUGCAGGGAAGGCAGAACUGCAGAAGCAAGUGAAGCCUGAAGCCUGGCUGUCCAGUAACACCACUCCUGGGCCUGGCCACCUACUGCUGGUGUGCCACGUCUCAGGAUUCUACCCAAAACCUGUGUGGGUGAUGUGGAUGAGAGGCGAGCAGGAGCAGCCUGGAACUCAGCAGGGAGACAUCAUGCCCAAUGCUGACUGGACUUGGUAUCUCCGAGUAACCCUGGAUGUGGCAGCUGGGGAGGCUGCUGGCCUGAGUUGCCGACUGAAGUACAGCAGUCUAGGAGAGCAGGACAUCAUCCUGUACUGGGGACACCCCGCAUCCAUUAGCUUGAUACUUGUGGCAAUAAUAGUGCCCUCCUUGAUCCUUUCUAUAUGCCUUGCAUUAUGGUUUUGGAGAUGCUGGUGAGUUUUCAUUUUUUAAUCUUUUAAUUUCUGUCCAUUGUUUUA
This is a messenger RNA of Capra hircus (goat), 1025 nucleotides long. Its product is annotated as T-cell surface glycoprotein CD1b-2-like. Gene Ontology annotation, molecular function: lipopeptide binding; endogenous lipid antigen binding; exogenous lipid antigen binding. Gene Ontology annotation, cellular component: external side of plasma membrane. Gene Ontology annotation, biological process: immune response; antigen processing and presentation, endogenous lipid antigen via MHC class Ib; positive regulation of T cell mediated cytotoxicity. The transcript has 5 exons. Bases 1 to 984 code for a protein of 327 amino acids. The record is from RefSeq and is a predicted model, not a curated record. Lineage: Eukaryota; Metazoa; Chordata; Mammalia; Artiodactyla; Bovidae.